AUGAAGUUGAGCCUCGGAGCACUCACAAGUUUGAAAAAGCCAAAAGAACGUCCUUCCGCAGCCCAGUCACCAUGCAAUCGUUUGUCUGCGGAAAUCGAACAUUACAUUAAAUAUCUUGUUAUUGACGGCGAUGAAUAUCCAUUGAAGUGGUGGCAACGCAAUGAAGAACUUCCACUUUUAAGCCAACUUACCAAAAGGUAUUUGGCCAUUCAAGCCUCUAGUUCCCUGUCGGAACAUCUUUUUAGUAAGGCACAACUUGUCAGCAUGCCCGCACGUGCACAGUUAAAACCGGAAAAGGUUGACAUGCUCGUUUUCUUGGCGGAAAACUU
Molecule: messenger RNA, 329 nt
Organism: Paramuricea clavata
Lineage: Eukaryota; Metazoa; Cnidaria; Anthozoa; Malacalcyonacea; Plexauridae
Source: the annotation of a GenBank genome assembly